Messenger RNA from Malaclemys terrapin pileata, 1491 nucleotides. It is a transcript of the gene ADIRF, whose product is annotated as adipogenesis regulatory factor. Bases 79 to 309 code for a protein of 76 amino acids. Lineage: Eukaryota; Metazoa; Chordata; Testudines; Emydidae. Gene Ontology annotation, cellular component: nucleus. The transcript is spliced from 3 exons. Gene Ontology annotation, biological process: positive regulation of fat cell differentiation. The record is from RefSeq and is a predicted model, not a curated record.
ACCCUGGCAUAGCGUAUAGUAAAUUGCUUUGCUUUUUUAAACUGAAGCAGAAGAUUUUAAAAGCUUUUAAAAGCAACCAUGUCUGGUAAGGGCUUCCAGGGUUUUAAACAACAUGCAGAAGGGGAGGUCCAGGAUGCUGCAAAUGCGCUGGGAAAGUCUGCACAGCACGUAGUGAACCAGGCUACAGAUGCGGGUCAGAAAGCUAUUGAUCAGGCUUGCAAGACUGCUCAAGAUGGUGUAGAAAAAACAACUGGACAAGCAUCAGAAGCCGUGUCUGGCCUUGGAAAAAAAAUUGGACUUAAGAAAUGAUGAUAAUUUAAACAGAGUGUGAGAUGUUGUAAAAUCAAUGUUUGCACUGCAAUUCAGUAAUCAUUUCUGUAGAAAUAUGAACGCUGUUUUAGAUUUGCAUCAUUUACUGUGCUUAGCUUUAUGCCAUAUGCAGAAUGCUCACCCACCAAAUAGUUUUUAAAAAAAUCUUGUAUGCUCUAGUCAUAAUCUCCCAUUCAGCAUUAAUCACAAAAGUUUCCGCAGUGACUAAGGCAUUGUCUGUCUCAUACAGUGAUGUAAAGGUUGUUGAUACAUUAGUUCAAUGUACCUAAGAAUUUAAAUUAUGAAACUAUUAACACUCCUGCCAUUACAUAGGUAAUAAACAGCAGAAGAUUUACCUAUGACAUUCAUGUUUUUUUUCCCCAGCCAGAGCUAAGUUGUUGUUACAUUUCAAGCCAAAUGUUCAUUUAUUCUAAAAUUUUAAAAUAAUGGAUAAGGGAAUAAGAAAAACAUAUGAUAAAAUUUCUUUCACAAAGGAAAAAUAACAUAUCACCUAUAAGUACACUGGUUAAUUAUAUAGUGCUCUCCACCAAAGGAUCUCAAAAUGUUUUGCAAACCUCUCUGACCCUGAUCCAAAAUCCAUUGAGCGGGCUAAGUAUCAAACACAUUUUACAGAUAGACAAUUCAGCCUCUGUGACUCAGUUAGCCUAAGGCCACAGAGGAACUCAGUGGAAAGGUCUGGAACAGAAUAGAAGAGUCCUGGUACCUAGUUCUCUGUUCUAACACGGCUUGCCUCAUUUAUUGUUAUAUUGUGCACCUGUCAUAGUGCCUGGUCCUACUGCCAUUGGAGUCAAUGGCAAACCUCCCAUUGACUUCAAUGGGAGCGAGCAGGAUCAGACGGGCAUUCUCCAGGCACACUAUAUAAUAAUUUCAAAAACACAUACCAACAGUCAGUUCUAGUGAUGCAUCACCAAGGCUGAAAUAACUCUCUUAACUUCUUAUCAAACUGUCUGUACUGGGCUAUCUUGAUUAUCACUUCAAAAGUUUUUUUUCUCUUAAUUAAUUGGCCUCUCAGAGUUGGUAAGACAACUCCCACCUGUUUAUGCUCUCUGUAUGUGUGUAUAUAUAUCUCCUCAAUAUAUGUUCCAUUCUAUAUGCAUCCGAAGAAGUGGGCUGUAGUCCACGAAAGCUUAUGCUCUAAUAAAUUUGUUAGUCUCUAAGGUG